AUGUCUUCCGUAAUCAUUGCAGGUCUUGGCAUGAGAUCGAUCAUCAAAAUAGAAGGACCCAAUACUUCACUUCAAACAAUUUUGAAAGACUUUUGUGAGAAGAAUAAGAUCAGUCCCGAAAAUUAUGGAUUGAUGCAUAAUAAGAAGAAUCUUGAUUUAUCACUUUCUUUCCGUUUGAGCGGAGUUUCAAAUAAUGCUACGAUCGAAAUUGUGAAAAAGGCUUCAUCGUCUCAAGUUAAAGCAGCAGCAACCCUUGGUCUUCAAUUACCUGAUGGCCAACGAUUAAAAGCCGUUUUUCCAAUUGAUAUUUCUCUUUGGAUUGCUCUAAAGCGAUGGGAGAAGAAAGAGGAAAACAUCAAUUUAACUCAAGUUGAGGAUGAAAAAACUAAAAAGUAUUGCAUUCCUUCUCUUACAUACAUGAAUCAACAAUUCAAAACAUUAGAGGAAUUAAAAAAUACAAAAUUAUCUGAUUUAGGAUUGAGAGAUAAUUCAAGUGCAUUAUUGCGACUUAGUUUUUUACCUACUGAUAAAACAAUUGAGGAUUUGAAAGAGGAAAUCCAAGAAAGUGACGAUUAUGUACCAAAAAAGAAAGUGAAAAAAACAGACACUGAACAAUCAUCAUCAACGAGUGAAACACAAUCAGCAUCAGCGUCAACCUCUGAAGAUGUACAAAUGACCGAUGAAUCACCAUCUGUUCAAGCCAACAAAAUAGAAAUGUCUCCCACUAUUUCUGAUACUAUGCAAGACGACGAAGAUAUCAAACUUGAAAACACGGUUGCUAAGGAUAUUAGACUAUUCAAGAAAGGUGACACAAGUUUUGAUAUAGAUUUUUCAAAUGUUGAAGAAAAAGAUUUCGAGGUUACAGAAAAUGAUGUCCAAUCCAUGAUUUCAAGUCUCAGAAAAGUUCAAGAAGGAGGACCAUUAAUGACCAAACAAUUAAGAGAAAAAGAAAACCAAAAGCAUGAGAGAAUAUACACUUCUACAAUUAUCAGAGUACGAUUCCCUGAUGGAUAUUUGGUUCAAGGAACUUUUUCUCCAAAUCACACCAUCAAAGACGUUCGCGACUUUGUUAUUCAGACUCUUGACAAUCCAGAAACACCAAUUGUUCUAUAUAUUGCUCCACCAAUUCAGAGAUUUGAUGAUUUAACCAAGACACUGAAAGAGUCUCGUCUCAUCCCUGCUGCAAUCAUAAAUGUUGGAUUGGAUAGAAAGAAUCCAAAGAGUGCGUCAUUUGAAGCACCAAAACUCAAGUCAGAUCUUCUUGCUAAAGUAACUGAUUUAGAGUUGGUAAGCGUACCAAAGAAUGAAAAUAUUCAAAAGCCUACACAGUCAUCAUCAUCGUCAUCACAGAAGAGUUCUGAGAAAUCAAAAGCCAAAAUGACUUCUCUUCUCUCUCAUUUAACUAAGAGGAAGUAA
Naegleria fowleri is the source of this 1416-nucleotide messenger RNA. RefSeq lists its product as uncharacterized. NCBI's taxonomy places the organism in Eukaryota, Heterolobosea, Eutetramitea, Acrasida, Naegleriidae. The transcript has 2 exons. Bases 1 to 1416 code for a protein of 471 amino acids. Gene Ontology annotation, molecular function: protein binding. The record is from RefSeq and is a predicted model, not a curated record.